Molecule: messenger RNA, 2905 nt
Organism: Xenopus laevis (African clawed frog)
Lineage: Eukaryota; Metazoa; Chordata; Amphibia; Anura; Pipidae
Gene: dgke.S
Product: diacylglycerol kinase epsilon S homeolog
Biological process (GO): signal transduction; glycerolipid metabolic process; phospholipase C-activating G protein-coupled receptor signaling pathway
Cellular component (GO): membrane; cytoplasm
Molecular function (GO): kinase activity; ATP-dependent diacylglycerol kinase activity; diacylglycerol binding
Source: RefSeq, marked provisional
AGAAGAUCGUAUACAGAAGGGAAGAGAGAAGAGGAUGAAUGGGGCAGGUGGGAGCUGGCAGUACAAAGCAAGAGAUAACUGUUAAUAGUAGUGGGGGAUGACAUAACAAUUUCUUAGCAAUACGGAGGUUUUAGAGAGUCAGCACUUAAUAGAAUUUAGUGCAUCGAUGUCCUAAAAGACACACCGUAGCAAUGGAGGGUGCGGAGGAGAAGGGAUGGAGCCUGGCUGCAUGGACAGUGUGCGCGGUGCUGCUGCCGGUCCUACUCACUUUUUGGUGCAGUGUUCGCAAGUCUCGGAGGAGGAACAUCCCCCGGACAGGGAAGCACGGCUGGCAGGACACCGGCCUCUUCGGGAAACCCACGUAUUGUUCGGUGUGCGGGCAGCAUAUACUGCGUGGGGUAUACUGUCGCUCAUGUGGCCUGUGCGCGGAUGGAGCCUGUGUCCGAAGAGCUAAUAGGCGCUUUCCCUGCAAGGAAAUAGUUCUGCGGGCUGAGGGCAGGGGCCACCACUGGGUGCGGGGAAAUGUUCCGCUGUGCAGCCUGUGCUCAGUGUGUGGCCAGCAGUGUGGAUGUCAGCCCAAGCUCUGUGACUACAGGUGUAUUUGGUGUCAACGGACUGUGCACGAUGACUGCAUGCAGAACAACUUAAAAACCGAAGACUGUGAUUUUGGUGAAUUUAAAAAUCUUAUCAUUCCUCCAAGUUACCUUUCGGCUGUCACUCAGUUGAAGAAAGGCAAAACUACUGAUUAUGAAAAGUUAGCAUCUUCCAUGGGAAAACAAUGGACUCCCUUAAUAGUCUUGGCUAACACUCGUAGUGGCAAUAACAUGGGGGAAGCCCUAGUCAGUGAAUUUAAAGGUCUCCUGAAUCCCAUCCAGGUAUUUGACCUGAGCAAAGUCUCCCCAUUUCAAGCACUUCAGUUGUGUACAUUAUUGCCAGACAAAUCAGUCAAGGUGCUAGUUUGUGGUGGGGAUGGCACUGUUGGCUGGGUUCUAGAUGCUGUGGAUGAAAUGAAGAUUAAGGGUCUUGAGGGUUGUGUUCCACAAGUAGCAGUUUUACCUCUCGGGACAGGCAAUGACCUGGCUAACACGUUGGGUUGGGGAGCAGGCUAUGCUGGUGAUGUACCUGUUGAGCAAAUACUUCGGAACAUAAUGGAUGCUGAUAGUAUCAAACUUGACAGGUGGAAAGUUCAAGUAACAAACAAGGGUUACAGUUUGAGGAAACCAAAGGUCUUAUCGAUGAAUAACUACUUUUCAGUAGGGCCAGACGCAUUAAUGGCUUUAAAUUUUCAUACCCACCGUGAGAAGACUCCUUCCCUGUUCUCUAGUAGACUUGUUAAUAAGGCAGUUUACCUGUUUUAUGGGACAAAGGAUUGUUUGGUUCAGGAAUGCAAAGAUCUCAACAAGAAAGUAGAGCUGGAGUUAGAUGGAGAGAGAAUCGACUUACCAAAUUUGGAAGGAAUUGUAGUGCUGAACAUUGGUUACUGGGGAGGAGGCUGUCGACUGUGGGAAGGAAUGGGGGAUGAACCAUAUCCCUUAUCAAGACAUGAUGAUGGGCUGCUGGAGGUUGUUGGAGUUUAUGGAUCCUUUCACUGUGCACAGAUGCAAGUAAAGUUGGCGAAUCCUGUACGACUUGGACAGGCGCACACUGUACGACUUACCUUGAAAAGUUCAAAAAUGCCAAUGCAGGUGGAUGGAGAGCCCUGGGCCCAAGGUCCGUGCACAGUCACCAUUACUCACAAGACACAUGCACUGAUGUUGUAUCACUCAGGAGAACAGACUGAUGAUGAUGAUGAUGAUGCUUCCAGUGAAUCGGACCAUGAGAAGCAUGAACAGAGCGAUGAGGAUAUGUAGUCUUCUAACCACAAUCUCCAUAUCUAUUUCACUGCUGUAUCAGGAUGAUUUCAAUUGUCUGUGAAUUUUAAACCUGUCAAUUUUAAACCUUUCAAGUAUUUGUGUAAGGUUGAAGCACUAGUUUCACAGCAGUGCCAGACUGUAAGUGUCCUUUUCCAAUAACAAGCCAUUUAACUAGAUUGUUUCAAUAGAUGUCUACUUAUGUUUAUGAAUGCAUAUCAUUCAGCCUCCAAUAGCACUUUACUGGUCCCAAAAUAUAUAUAUAAAGUUCUAUUAGAAUUCAAAGUUCAAAAUUGCCUGCAUUACAUCAAAAAGGGCAUUCAAGUGAGUGCAGUGGAGCAGCACUUAUUAGUGUUUUGCACUGGAUUCUACCCACCUGUUUUAAGGGCCUUGGCUUUUUAUUAUUGUAUCACAAUGCGCUGGAGUUCAUCUGUGAUUCUCACAGUAGUGAGCUAAUAGUAGUCUCUUUAAGAAGAAGAAAUGAUCAUUUUAUCUGUUUUAAGUUAGGUUGAAAAAAGACACAAGUGUAAGUAAAUAAUGAUAAACAGACAAGGCAAGUAACCCACCUUUGAUUGGAUCCCAUUUGUGCCAAAACUACUUGCAGGCAACAAAAGCACAAGCUCAUUACUGCUAUCUUUUUAGUCAUUUCCAUGAAUUCACAGUGUAAAUUUCAACGUCCCUGUAACAUUUUGCAUGUUCCUUAGUCUGGGGGAACAUAUUUUGGACAUGAGGGGGAGAUACCGUAUUACCAAGUGAAUUAUUCUCCAUAGACUUCAGCUUAACAGAACCAUUUACAAUUCAGCACUGUAUUGUGCAAUUCCUCUGACAUUAAAUGCUCUGGCCAAAGCAAUUAAUAUAGGCAGUGUGCUCAUGUAAUCAAGCAGAGAAGCUGUGUUCUGUGCACUCCAUAAGUUAUGCUAUGGCUUCUGUUUAUGGAAGAUUAAAACAAAACAAUAAUGGGACAACAUUUCCCUAUUAAGUUGCCCGAUGUACAUUUUGUUUUACAUUUGAGUAUUGUUUACCAGAAAAAAAUAUACUAUUCCGAGUAAUGUGUA